CAGGAGAGAGGAGGCUGAUUCAAUUUAAUUCAAUUCUAAAGGGAAAAAAAGUCCAACUACAUGCAAUGGAAAAGCUGCUUUAAAAAACAAAUUUGUCCUGCUCUGUUUACUUCCAAAAUGACAGUUUGUAGGUGACUUUACAUGUUGACAAAUGGAGAAUUACUGAAAUUUGCCGGCCUUUUUAUGUGACCAGGAAACACAGCCUUGUUGGACUGCUGAUUUUGGUUGCCUGAAGGAGAGAGGCGGUGCUCGACAAAAUCAGCUCUGUUAUAAGCCAAGGCAGAAAAACUGGUAUUAGUAAGACUUUGACCUAUUCCCACAGCAGGAAUCCGACUACAGGCUUCUAUUGUUUCAUGCAUGCAGAGGACGAGACCUUUUUGGAACUCCAAAAAAUUCCUUACUGGAUGGCCCGGGGAAAAGCACUGAAAUAGGUCAGCACUAGGGUUCCUGUGCUUAUCUCAAAAAGGGGAAAGAAGUGGACAAAAAGAAGGAACAGGCUGACACAAAAUUUUCAAGGUGAAAAGAAUUAACAGAUAUCUGCUGGGAAAAGGACCUUCACCACAUUUUGACUGACUUCUCAUCGGAGCUGCUACUAAAUUUAUGUUUGAUGAUGUUACUUUCUUCAGUCAUGCUCCUAAAGACGACUAAGUGCAAUCGUUUCUGUCUGGUGUCUACACUUGUGGACAGUGCAGUGUUUAGCCACCCAGACACAAGGGAUGAGUUCGAGGGGCUCUUUCGGCCAUUCGACGCCGGGGUUUCGUUCCAGUUCUUCAAAAGCUUCCGGCGUGUGCGCAUCAACUUCACGGAUGCACUUGCCGCGUCUGAGGCCCGCGUGAACCUCCACAAGAGCAACUUCAAUGGCAAAGAGAUGCGCCUCUAUUUCGCUCAGUCUGUUCAUAUAGGCAGUCCUCGACUAGAACCUCCAAAGCCGGAGAAGCAGUUCCUCAUCUCCCCCCCAUCCUCCCCCCCUGUGGGCUGGGCACAGUCUCAGGAUGCCACUCCUGUCAUUAAUUAUGACCUUCUGUGUGCCGUCUCCAAACUUGGCCCAGGCGAGCAGUAUGAACUCCACAGUGGGACCACCACCACUCCCAGUGUGAUCGUGCACGUGUGCGAGGACGACAGCUCGGGUGGUGAGGAAGAAACAGAGGGGGCGAAGCGCGCCCGCCCCAAAAUCAUCCAGACCCGCCGCCCAGAUUACGGCCCAUCCGUCAAACAGUGAAGCUGCAAGCCUGGGACACUUCAUCUACUCGAACGUCCUGUCCAGCUCCGGGAGACACAGUCAUGUGGUUUGCCUUCCCUACCAUCCCUGGGAUGGGGUGCAGUGAGUGUAAGCACCUCUUCCUGAUUUGGGACGGGUGGGGGGUACUCACCUUCAUCAUCUCAUAUGGGUUUGAUUUAAUACUGGUUAAAUUACAUGCAACCAGAGAUUUAGAAAUGUGACUCUUUUCAUUUUGUUUAACAAUUUUUUUUUUCCUUUUAUCAUUACAUUUGUGUCCUCGAAAGUAGCACUUGGGGUGUGCUAACCCUUUUAUUUUUUCUACUUAAGUUGACAAAAAGGUUGUUUUUAUUUAACCCAGAGGACAUGUCUGGAUGUUGGCUGGCUGUUUCUUCAUGUCUGGAUGUUGACUGUACACUGUUGGGGAGGUGGCGCUGAUGUUGGCCCACUCUGUAGCCUAUUGUCUCUUUUGCGCUCUCUCUCUGUUGAUUCUUGUCUUCUGCAAAAAUAUUGUUAGUGUUGCUGAAAUUUCCACAACCUUCUCAGAAUAUUAUGCACUUUAAAAUAGAGCCUUAUAAUGUGGUAUAUGUUAUAACCUUAUUAAGUAUUUGUCACAGCAUAUCAUCUGUGUUACCUGAAUUGCUCUAUCAUGCUCUACUGUCUGUGGAAACUAGCUAUAUGUCAUCGCCACUGUCAGAGGAUCAAGAAAAUGGAAGUCUGAAAUGCAUCCUGUGAUUUUCAGCAAACGUAGUGUACUGUAUGUACAGUAUUUGUGGUAUCUGAAUGUCGCCCCUAUCUAUUGAGUUCCAGGAUUUAUAUCUUGAAUGAACUAAUUUCGUUCUUAGGCAGCAGGAAUUUGAGAUAAAGGGAGCAUCAGCCUCCCAUUAAUAAAACAGCAGUGACCAAA
Molecule: messenger RNA, 2123 nt
Organism: Electrophorus electricus (electric eel)
Lineage: Eukaryota; Metazoa; Chordata; Actinopteri; Gymnotiformes; Gymnotidae
Gene: rcan1b
Product: regulator of calcineurin 1b
Biological process (GO): calcium-mediated signaling
Cellular component (GO): nucleus; cytoplasm
Molecular function (GO): calcium-dependent protein serine/threonine phosphatase regulator activity; nucleic acid binding
Source: RefSeq, a predicted model, not a curated record